Alosa alosa (allis shad) is the source of this 7007-nucleotide messenger RNA. RefSeq lists its product as uncharacterized. Gene Ontology annotation, biological process: telomere capping; regulation of telomere maintenance via telomere lengthening. Gene Ontology annotation, cellular component: shelterin complex. Gene Ontology annotation, molecular function: telomeric repeat DNA binding. The transcript is spliced from 23 exons. The coding region runs from base 438 to 4751 and encodes 1437 amino acids. Lineage: Eukaryota; Metazoa; Chordata; Actinopteri; Clupeiformes; Clupeidae. The record is from RefSeq and is a predicted model, not a curated record.
AUUAACAAAAAAGUAUAUAUUAAGUAAAUGUAACAUGUGCUGAAAAUAUUUUGUGCAUUUAAAGAAUGGUAAUCUGGAAACAACAAUCAAGUUUCGUUUGUGUGGUGGUCUAGCAAAACCAGAUUAAUGUGGUCGCACCACCAGAGGGAGAAGUCUUCAUUAGGACUCUGAACCAGACCGAAGCGGAUUAGACUGGAUUUUGAGCAGGCUUCCAGGAAGGUGAUAUUUACAUUAGAGAAACAUUGAUGAAAUCAUGAAAAUUAAUAUUGUAAUGCUGAUAGUUAUUUUUCAACUGCUCAUAGGCUAUCCCCUCUGAUAACAAUGGACCACAAUUGCCCAGAUUAUUAUUUAAAGAAAGCUAUAGUCUAGUCUUUGUGGAAAUGCAAUACCCAUGAACAGUUUUCUUGGACCUAUAAAGCUGUUCGAACUUUCUGAAAAUGGAAAUACGAUGUCUAGCCAGCAUGACCAGCGCGGACCAUCUUCUCCCCUUGCCAUUGCUGCGCCUCAUGGUCCCCCCACUAAGGUUACUUGCAGCUGCCAUGUGGCAAGUGACACAGCAAAGGCAUGUGGAACAUUAUGGGAUGCUAGAGGAGUUUGUUACCACAGUUACAGAGAGUCUUCCAGACCUGCUGAGCUAUCGUCAAAGGGCACAGUUGAUUUUGGGCUUGAGAGCCAGGCUAAUUUUGGAGCUGUGUCGUGGAGAAAACCCAGCUGAUCUGAAAACCCUUCAGCCCCAUCUAGAUCGCAUUCGUGCCCCACCUGUUAAUGUCAUGAACAGUGAGGCUUGUGAUGAGGAAGUAGAAGAGUCUGAGACCAAUUUUCUGUUGCUUGUCCAGACCCUGUUGAAAGACCCUGCAGAGAGGGAGCACUUUUUUCAAAAUAUCUUCCCAGUGGAAUAUGGCUAUAAAUAUGACAAAUCAUUACAGAGGCUUAUGUUGGAUUUCCUGUCCAGAUUGGAGCGGCUCUUACCAGUGCCAGAUCUUACACAGAUGGUGUCUUGGCUUAGCAGCAACCCCUCUAGCUUGGAAGAGUGUUUGCUGUCAGCCCCACUCGCAAACCAAACCAAGACCCUUCUGGAACACCACAGGAACCGUGGUCAUCUGCAUUUCAUGGAUUCACUUCCAUCGACUGGUGAUGACUACAUCCUGUCCUCCUUGUCCCUCCCACCUCUGGUGCGAGUGGUGAUUGCCACAGAGCAGCCUGACUCUGUUGAUGCGUCAGAUUCCAUGUCUGGGGUGGAGGGCCAGAACAAGGAAGACUUCCUGGACUACCCAGUAGACCUCUCCAAAGACGACAGAGAGAAGGUAAAGGGGCCUGAGAUAGCAGAGGGGACAGAUGAAUGUGGUCCCAAAUGGCUGGGGGACAGCGACGAAGGAGACACCUCUGAAAGUGGGGAGUGUGAAACGUGGAUACCGAUGACCUCAUGUGGUCAACCCCCACCCCCUCUGAGCCCGGCUCUCUUGGACCUCUCACUGAAGCGCUCCAUGGCGGGCAUCAGCGUAUGUGGACAGCACACAUCAGAGGAAAGCACUGUGGCCAAAGCAAACCUGAAGAGGACUUUGAACGGUCAUAAGUUUGCAGAGAAGAGGAAAAUGUCUGACAGUUCUGACAUGCUCCUUAAACGCCCAGCCGAGUCUCCACAAUUAAGGGAUUGUGAAGAACCCAAUGCAGAAUGUUCAUUCAUCUACUCCUGGGGAGGGUACACAGAUCUUCAGGAUGUGCCCCAGCACCCUACAAAUGAUGUCUCCAAAGUCCCAUGGUCUGAUCAAGAAACCCUCAACUUGAUUGACAUUUGGGGGAAAGACAGCAUCCAGCAAAGCCUGAAGGACUGUGUUCACAACAGACAUAUCUUCAAUGUGAUCUCCAAGAAGAUGUUGGAGCGUGGAUAUUUGAGAACUGCAGAACAAUGCCAUACCAGAAUCAAGCGGCUAAAAAUGAGUUUCAAACAGUGCUAUGAAAACAACAUCAAAGGUGGAGACAGGUUGGAGUGUAAAUUUUACGACCAGCUAGAGAGGAUUUUGGUGACUGAGGGAUCCUCCUCAACGUCUGAGGUCACAUAUGACGUUCAAGAGAUCAUAGUUGAAGACCAACCACCAGAGGAUCAGCUAACUAGAGAGGCACACGAAGAAGACAAGGAUUUGAAGUUCCUUGGUCACAGUGGUUUGGAAGGUACAAAAAAUAUUCCAUGGACUGACCAUGAAACCCAGACUCUGAUUACCAUCUGGGGAGAAGAUCGCACACAGAGGGAUUUGAGGGGCAUUCAUCGCAAUGGACACAUUUUCUCCAUGAUAUCCAAGAAAAUGUCCCCCUUUGGAUAUAUCAGAACGGCCGAGCAGUGCCAGUCAAGAGUGAAGAGGCUCAAGUUAAGUUUCCGACAGUGCUAUGAAAACAACCAUACUGCUGGAAAAGAGAGAGUUGAAUGCAAAUUCUAUGAUCAACUGGAGAGACUGCUAGUUAAUGAACUACCCUCGUAUGUGGAGGCGCUCGGUGACGAUCAGGACACAGACGUAGAGGCCAAAGGCUCCGGAGACACCGAUAAUGACUUUCCUGUCUACUCCUACCAAGAGAUUGAGGUGGCGGUCAACACCACAGACGAGCGCAAGAAGGUUCCGUGGUCGGACAGCGAGACGCUCAUCCUGCUGGAGCUGUGGGGGGACGAGAAGGUGCAGAGGAACCUGCAGCGCUGCCCCCACAACGGCCACAUCUACUCGGACAUCUCGGAGCGGCUCAACGCCCAUGGCUACUCGCGCACCUCGGAGCAGUGCCACACGCGCAUUAAACGGCUGAAGCUUAGUUACCGGCAGUGUCGAGAAAGCAUGAGUUCAUCAGAGGCUGAACAUGUGGAGUUUAAGUUCUAUGAUUUGAUGGAAGAGAUCUUGAACAAGUAUCCCUCCUCAAAAAAGGCAACAGUGCAGGACUUCGUCAGUGACACCCACUCAGAGAAAGGUGAUUCACACACGCCUGGCAGCCACAUGCCCCCUGACCGAUCCGCAUCAGGCUCCUGGUCUGACCAGGAGACUCUGGCGCUUAUUGACAUCUGGGCCCAGGACGAAGUCCAGAGGGGCCUGAAGGGCGUGGUGCACAAUGGCCAUGUGUUUUCGGACAUAUCUCAAAAGAUGCAUGACCUGGGGUACUCCAAGACGCCAGAGCAGUGCCGCUGGAAAGUGAAGACACUGCGGCAAAAUUUCCGUCAGUGUUAUGAAAGGAAGAAAUGUGGGAGAGACAAAGUGGGAUACAAAUUCUAUGAUCAGCUCGAACAAGUUCUUGGGUAUGAGGCACUCUCCAUAGAUGUCUUUGAUGAAAAGGAUGAUCAAGAAACAGGAAGUGACAGCAUCAGAUUCACUCCCUGGUCAGAGCCGGAGACUUUGGCCCUCAUCGAAAUCUGGGGCAACAAGGAUGUCCAGCAGAGCUUGCGGGGCUGCAUCCGAAACGGCCACAUAUUUGCUGAGAUAUCAGAGAAGAUGGCCGCCAUGGGAUUCCCAAAAAGUGCUGAGCAGUGUCACAAGAGAGUGACCAAGCUGCGUAAGACCUACCGUCGCUGUCGCAACAGCAUGAUACAUGGUGGAAAACCAGUGCUCUUCAGAUACUACAGGUUCUUGGAGCCAAUUCUGAGUCAUUUAAGUUUCUCAAAUGACGCGGGAGAUUUAAGCUUUGAUGCAUCUAUGGAAACCACAGCAGAUUCUGAUCAGGAAACGGAAUCCCAGCGAGCAGCCAGGAGAGCUGUGGCAGAGUCCAGCCGCAAGAUGCCCUGGUCAGACCGCGAGACCAAGGCCCUGUUGGCUAUCUGGGGCGAGGACCGCAUCCAGUACAACCUGCGGGGCUGCCUCAAGAACAAGCACAUCUUCAAGCACAUCUCCAAGAGGCUGGUGGGACAGGGCUUCAUAAGGACGGCGGAGCAGUGCCAGACACGAGUGAAGCGGCUCAAGGCCAGGUUCUACCACGAGAAGGAGGAUUGUAAGUUCUAUGAACAACUGGAGCAGAUAUUCCUUAAGGAGAUCUCCAUGAAUAGUUUACCUGAGGAGCCACUGGAUAUGACAGGAGAGCUGGAGUCCAUAACAGAUUCAGAUCCAGAGUCGCCGGCCCCUACUGCCCUUCGAACCCCCGAGGGCCCGAAGCUGCCAUGGAUGGACAGCGAGACCCAGGUGCUGAUCGACAUCUGGGGGAGCGAUGCCGUCCAGAGCAGUCUGAGGGGCUGUGUGAAGAACAAGCACAUCUUCGCCCAGAUCUCACACGCCAUGGCCGAGAGGGGCUACGCACGGACGGCCGAGCAGUGCCAGUCCAGGGUGAAGAGGCUGAAGGCCAGCUACCGACAGAGCAGCGAGAUCCUCAGGUGGGGAGAUGGAACUGGUAUAAUAGAGCGUGGAGGAGAACGGAUUGAGUGUAAAUUCUAUGAUCAGCUGGCAAGGAUAUUUGGUUGUGAGCUUUCAACAGCAGAUCACAUGUCCAGUGACACUCGGCUCAUGGCUGUGGAUGGGGCAGAUGUUGGGCUUGCCCUGGGGAACACGAGCACACAGAAAGACUCAGCAGAAGCAACCAGACCCGACUAUCCACAGACCACCAGUGAAGCCACGACUCCGCGUGACACCACUGGCCGAGGUGGAGCCCCCGAGGAGGUCAGAAGCCUCUCACUCCAGACUACAGACCAGACGCAGCAGGACGAGGGGGAAAGUCAGCAGCAGGACCACGCGAGCCUGAGACCACUGAGGAGGAGUGUGAGAGAGAUCCGAGCAAACAGCUACAAAUUACAAUGAAACAUUACCACCUACCCCAGUCAUAGCUGGACAACCUAAACUGUAGCAACUUAACAUAGUAGUAAGUUUAACAAGAUUGAAAAUGAUGGUGUCUCGUGACAGACUUGCCAUGAUAAGGUAAUGGCUGAUCCCCUGUAUUUAGUUCAUCCAAUAUACCUCUAGAUGCACAACAUGCGGUAGAAUAGCUCUAUGUAAGCUGUAGGGAGUCUAAAUUUAAUUCUAAUCCGCUUACUGUAAUUUCCUGACUAUUAAUGGAGGUUUACACAUUGAUCACAUAAAAUCGUGUCCUGCAGUUUAUACACAAUGUGGCUAAUACAGGAAAUUACAGUAUCACCCAAUUCUCCCUGAUAUAUAGAGCUCAGUAGAGACUUAGUUUGUUAAACCAUACUUCAAUGGUAAAGAGAAAAUGGAACUUGUUUGGGGUGAUAAGUCUGAACUUCAACCAGAGUGCCUGGAAUUUACCCAGAGUUCCUUAGACUUCUGAUAGCACUGAAGCCCUAUUAACAGUAUUACCACAUUCUUACACCAACAUGUCCUUGUGAAAUUAUUGUUGUUGUGUCUUACACAUUCUGUGACGUUAGUGAGGUAGAUGUGAAGGGCUGUACUGUCUAUGAGGCAGAAAUGACCCCCAUAGUUCAGUCUAUUAGUCUAGUUUGUGUGUGGAUAAGAAUGUUCUGUGUCUUUGUGUCUUUGGAGCCAAGAAUACAUGUUGAUGAAGAUGAUGUUACCACAAGAGCUCUCCGCUUUCUGUUCUGGAUUCAUGCCUUGUAACAUCUCCUGCCUUGAUUUUGUUUUAGACUAUUGAUAUAUAUAUAUUUAUUUCCCAAACUCUUGAAAGGAGUUGUGACACAUGAAUGUAUUUCUGUUCUUUAAAAAAUGUACAUCUGUCAAAGAACUUUCUUUGUCAGUUUUAUACUGACAUUAAAUUCCUGUUAGUCCUGUACGCACAUGCCUGUAUGUGUAUAUAUACAAGCCCUUGUUGAUCUAUUAUUUUAUGGGAGAACAAAAUAAACUGGGACAUCUAUAUGCGAGUAAAACAAUAAUGGAAUUCAUGGAAUUGUAUUGCUAAGCGUACAGGGGUCAUUUUUAAUGUUUUUUAGACUUUAUUUACUCAAGGGAAGAGCUGUAGCGUUUUCUUUCUGUGGUCACUGGCACUCAAAACUGCCAAGACAUAGCAGUACACGAUUUGUAAAAUUAGGUGAAAUUUGAUGCAUUGUUUGCAGCCUUAGGGUGGCACAAUAGUAAUGUAUUUAAGCAGCUGCUGCAAAGUCAUUUGCCUUACAAACUAUAUCAUAAGCCUUACUUCCAAGCCAUCAGUUCAAAAGUCUUGAAAAAAAUCUCAGCAGAGGCUACCAGCUUAAAAGACAUAUUUUCAUAUUACUUACUUUUUAAUAGAUAUGAUCAACAAUAAUGUGGUGUAUAGAACUGUGAUAUGGUAACUGAGCACAACCGCAGUCACAUGUCGUUUGUGAGCAUCCUCGGUUUCCUUUCCUGGAGAGGAGGGCAGUACACAGACUGCAUUCAGAAAACAAAUACUUCAAAUUAUUGUCCUGGUUGUGCUUUGUGACUAUUAGUCAUUGUUAGAUUUAACACUUGUAUAUAGCUUUAGUAUUUUGAAAAGUCUCUGAUGUAGAUGUUGAUGAUGGUGGUGUGUCGUCUGUGUGUGUGUGUGUAUGUGUGUGUAUGUGCGUGUGUGUUUUGAGCAUGAUCAAAAAGCACCAAACAUAGAGACAAAAUAUGCAGCAAUACACAUAAUAUCUUCUUAUAUCAUAUCUGCGCUAAGCAUCUUUGACAUUUACAUCAAGAAGGGAAGACAAAGUCAAGUUCUCACUUUGCAGUGCUACUGUCUUGCUUUAAUGGUGUUGAAGACUAAUCUAAUUUUAGUGAGUGAGUGAUGGUUUGUAGAUUUGAGUGCACAAACUGAAAACAAGUAGAAACGUGCAGAUUGUAUCAGAUUCAGCUCUUAUGAACAUGAGUCACAGCUCCAAACAGGGUCUUUCAUUAGCACGGCAUGGGCCAAACUAGAAGACAAAAAUAUGCAUAUUAAGUUUUCAUAAAAUUAUUGUAAUGCUAGCCGUGAUAGCUGUGCAUAGGCCUGCUACCAGGGGCGGUCAAAGGAUACAGAUGACCCCCUCCCAAGGCCCAGCGGUUUGGGGUUUAUGCUCUACUGGUGACACAGGACUGUGCUGGUAGUAGAAAUUCUCCAGAAUUCUGCACUAGCUGGCCUGGCUGUGCAUAUCUGACAUUUUGCAACAG